AUGUCAAUCUUCCCGGACUUUAACAUCCCCCUCUCUAACUUCAAGGGCCAUCACCAGAAAGCUCUCACCAAAUUUGGUCAUCUCGCUCCACAAAUAGACAUGGUCCUCGAAGUUAGAGACUCCAGAGCCCCCAUAGCAACUACAAACGUUCUCUUCGAUCGAGUUCUUGCCAACAAACCAAAGCUUAUUCUCUACAGUAAGAAAGACUUGUCGAUACUCAAGAAAGAAAUGCUCGAUAGAUGGCAUAAGGCUACCAAUGAACAGUAUUUGUUCGUAGAUUGUAGGAACAAACGUGAUGCCAAUCAAAUCAUCGACAUGUUGAGGAUAAAAUACGAAGCUAUGCAUCCCAAACCUCCCUUGGGUUUAAGACUCAUGAUCAUUGGUAUGCCUAACGUGGGGAAAUCAUCGCUCGUAAAUACAUUGCGGACUGUGGGCUACACAAGCAAGUUACCGGAUAUGGUAUCAAGUAAAAAGGUAAAGAAGGUGGCCAGAACAGGUGGUCAACCCGGUGUCACUCGAGCCACUAGUGAAAUCAUUCGUUUGAGUGAAGAUCCAGAUAUCUUGGUCUAUGAUACUCCAGGUGUAUUCUUACCAACUGUUAAAGAUACUCAAACCAUGUUGGCCUUGGGGUUAGUAGGGUGUGUUCAUACCAGUUUUAUUGAUCCGGUGAUUCAAGCAGAUUACUUACUCUUCCUAUUGAACUUACAAGACCCUUCUGGAGCCAAGUAUAGCCAAUAUCUUGACCAUCCAACCAAUAAUAUCAAUGAACUCUUAUACCAUAUAGCCAAGUCACGUGGCACCUUGAAACCAAAUGGGACCUAUGAUGAAAUCGGAAUAGCCAACCAUUGGAUCCUGCUUUGGAAGCAGGCUAAAGGUCCACAGUACAAGGGACUCUUUGAGAUUCAAACAAUUGUGGAGACAAACGGUAAGGAGCUUCAGCAGUUGUUUCUUCAGGAACGAGAAAGACUAAAGGCUUCAACCAUUGGCGAGAAAAUCACCGAUAAGUUGGGCGAAGAUGGCACUGGAAGAUCCAAGCAUAGAAAGAGAUCUGCUAAAGAUAGAGAAAUGGAUAAUAAGAAUGUCUUAUUCAAAUUGUGA
Molecule: messenger RNA, 1098 nt
Organism: Lizanozyma spartinae
Lineage: Eukaryota; Fungi; Ascomycota; Pichiomycetes; Serinales; Debaryomycetaceae
Gene: MTG1
Product: putative GTPase
Exons: 2
Coding region: 1-1098 (365 amino acids)
Cellular component (GO): mitochondrion
Molecular function (GO): GTP binding; GTPase activity
Source: RefSeq, a predicted model, not a curated record